ACAAGUUUUGACAGCUGCAUAGCAGUCAAAUAUCAGCGCUGCCAACCUUCUGCUUCCGGUUAAAAGCGCCCUUUCUUUCUCGAUCAACUCACAAGAAUGGGUAUAAGCCGUGAUAGUUAUCACAAAAGGCGGGCCACUGGUGGCAAGAAAGCCGCUAUUCGCAAGAAGAGGAAGUAUGAGUUAGGACGUCCAGCUGCCAACACUAAGAUUGGUGCCAGUCGUAUUCACUUUGUACGUACUCGCGGUGGAAAUCGUAAAUUUCGGGCUCUUCGUCUAGAUUCCGGCAAUUUUGCCUGGGCUUCGGAAGGUACCGCUCGCAAGGCUCGUAUUAUCGAUGUUGUGUACAAUGCAUCCAACAACGAACUGGUACGCACGAAAACCUUGGUGAAGAACGCCAUCGUUGUGAUCGAUUCAUCCCCGUUCCGUCACUGGUAUGAGAGCCAUUAUCUGUUGCCGUUGGGUAAGAAACGGGAGGUGAAAGCCGGCGAGGAAGAUGUUUUGGCAAAGAAGCGUAGCAAACGUGUGCUGAAGAAGUACGUUAAGCGACAGAAGACUGCUAAAAUUGAUCCCGCGCUAGAAGAACAGUUUAACGCUGGUCGAUUGCUCGCUGUCAUUGCUUCCCGCCCAGGACAGUGCGGUCGCGCCGAUGGCUAUCUGCUGGAAGGAAAGGAACUGGAAUUCUAUCUGAAGAAGAUUAAGAAUAAGAAAUCUAAGUAAGCCGAGAAUUGAGGGGUAUCAACGCAGUGUAAGGAAAAUGUAACGUGUAAGGUUUUUUACACACCUGAGAGCGUGAAAUUGCAUUACCAGCACUUCAAAUGAAAAGAUAUAAAAGUAUCGUUUAAAGCUGUAA
Malaya genurostris is the source of this 850-nucleotide messenger RNA. RefSeq names its product small ribosomal subunit protein eS8 (gene RpS8). Gene Ontology annotation, biological process: translation; maturation of SSU-rRNA from tricistronic rRNA transcript (SSU-rRNA, 5.8S rRNA, LSU-rRNA). NCBI's taxonomy places the organism in Eukaryota, Metazoa, Arthropoda, Insecta, Diptera, Culicidae. Gene Ontology annotation, cellular component: cytosolic small ribosomal subunit; ribosome. The coding region runs from base 97 to 717 and encodes 206 amino acids. The record is from RefSeq and is a predicted model, not a curated record. Gene Ontology annotation, molecular function: structural constituent of ribosome. The transcript is spliced from 4 exons.